AUGCUCGAUGACUGGAACAAGGGCCAGGACAGCCAAGCCAAGCUGAAGAACCGACUGCAGCGCACGGGCCGCCGCGCCUUCAGCACCAACUACUUUGAGAACGUUAUUGCUGGCGACAUCGUUGACCCACAAGACAUUGACGUGUCGUUUGACGACAUUGGCGGCCUGGAGCGCCAAAAGCGCGACAUCCACGAUCUCGUCGUGCUGCCGCUUCGAAGUCCCGAAUUCUUUGCGUCUCGUGGGAAGCUGCUCACAGUUCCGAAAGGCAUUUUGCUCUACGGAAAGCCUGGUACAGGUAAGACCAUGCUGGCGAAGGCUAUCGCCAAAGAGUCCGGCGCGUUCUUCAUCGAUCUCAAGAUUAGCACGAUCAUGAGCAAGUGGUUUGGCGAGUCGCAGAAGCUUGUGCGCGCGGCUUUUUCGCUGGCUCGGAAAUUGGCGCCGUGCAUCAUAUUCAUUGACGAGGUCGACUCGUUCAUGGGCAAGCGAGGCGGUGUAUCGGACCCCACCUUUUCAUCGAUGAAAACGGAAUUCUUGGCACUUUGGGAUGGCUUCACUGAGAUGAGCAACGAAGACACCGGUGGCUUUGGUGUUAUUAUCAUGGGUGCGACCAAUCGCCCAGGUGACGUGGACCCAGCCUUCCUUCGUCGCAUGCCUCGCACAUUUGAAAUCGGACUGCCUGACCAGCCGCAGCGUGAGAAGAUCCUUCGUCUGCAGCUGAAAACGGAGCGAGUGGAUGACAAUGUCGACUUCAGCCAUCUCGCCAGUAACACGGUGUACUACAGUGGAAGCGAUCUGAAGGAACUGUGUCGCGCCGCCCUAAUGAUUCCGCUUCGAGAACACAUCGACAACUGCCGCGCGGCAGCAGGAAAAGCCGCAAAGAAUCGACUAGCUGAAAGCGAGAAGCCCCAGAUUCACGACGAGGCUACUCCGGCCGAGCCGCCUAUGAUGCGUCCACUGUCGAUGGCUGACUUUGACGAGGCGAGAACCAUGGUACAGCCAACAGGUGCGACAGCAUAUGCGUACGAGAACGCCCAGAACGAAAAGCCUUCUCGCCAAGCGUCCAACGGCUCUGGGAUGUCGGUGGACCCAGAUAUGUUCGCGGCAGUUCUGGCUGCAGGGUUGCAAAGCUUGGUGCAGCAAAGUCAUAGCGUUACGCCGACUCACGAUUGA
Molecule: messenger RNA, 1170 nt
Organism: Hyaloperonospora brassicae
Lineage: Eukaryota; Oomycota; Peronosporomycetes; Peronosporales; Peronosporaceae
Source: the annotation of a GenBank genome assembly